This is a messenger RNA of Hordeum vulgare subsp. vulgare (domesticated barley), 1687 nucleotides long. Its product is annotated as metalloendoproteinase 3-MMP-like. Lineage: Eukaryota; Viridiplantae; Streptophyta; Magnoliopsida; Poales; Poaceae. The transcript has a single exon. The record is from RefSeq and is a predicted model, not a curated record. Gene Ontology annotation, cellular component: extracellular matrix. Bases 367 to 1476 code for a protein of 369 amino acids. Gene Ontology annotation, molecular function: metalloendopeptidase activity; zinc ion binding. Gene Ontology annotation, biological process: collagen catabolic process; extracellular matrix organization; proteolysis.
CAAUUCCCGGAUAGCUAGUCACCGAUCGGGGCUCGACCGAGAGCCAAAGGCGGUUGCUUCCAACCCCGAAGCCGUCAUUUGUCACGUCGACACUCGACAGGUUGACAGCAACAUGCCGCAGGCACGAGGCCACAUAUCCAUAUAGUAAUUGACCGAACGAAACUUUGGGAAAAGCACACACCAACUCGGACGCUCCGUUGGAACCCAAGCGGGGCGGGCGUUUCCCGCCACGCCGGGCUGACCGAGCUGCUCCCGGCGGGAGGACUCGGUACGUAGCCAGCGAGCCUUAAAGCUUACGUGACAGCGGCCUGGUUUUCUUGCUUCGGUCCUCCGCUCAUCUCAUCUCAUCUCAAGACUUCAUCAGCAAUGGGCAAGUCCGCUUCUGCUUUGUUGGCUGCUGCCAUGGCGGCGGCGGCGAUGGUGUUUGUUGCUUCGUCGCCGGUGGCGGCCUUCCCGGUAGCCGGAGUGCCGGGGGCGGAGCCCUCGUUCCCGAACCCGUGGCUGGCGUUCCAGAACCUCUCGGGCUGCCACAUGGGCGACGAGCGGGACGGGCUCGCGAGGCUCAAGGACUAUCUCAGCCACUUCGGGUACCUCUCGGAGGCGCCGACCUCGUCGCCGUUCAGCGACGCGUUCGACGCCGAGCUGGAGGCGGCCGUCGCCACGUACCAGCGCAACUUCGGCCUCAACGCGACGGGGGUCCUGGACCCGCCCACCGUCUCGCAGAUGGUCGCCCCGCGCUGCGGCGUGGCGGACGUCAUCAACGGCACGUCCACCAUGGACCGGAACGCGUCGGCGGCGGGGCACGGCCGGCACCUCUACACCUACUUCCCCGGCGGGCCCAUGUGGCCGCCGUUCCGCCGCGAGCUGAGGUACGCGAUCACCGCGACCGCGGCGACGUCCAUCGACCGGGCGACGCUGGGCGCCGUCUUCGCCCGCGCCUUCGCCCGGUGGUCCGACGCCACCACCCUGCGGUUCGCGGAGGCGGCGUCGGAGUCGGACGCCGACAUCACCAUCGGGUUCUACGCGGGGUCGCACGGCGACGGCGAGGCGUUCGACGGGCCGCUGGGCACGCUGGCGCACGCCUUCUCGCCGACGGACGGGCGGUUCCACCUGGACGCGGCGGAGGCGUGGGUGGCGGACGGGCAGGGCGGCGACGCGCCGGGGGCGGUGGACCUGGAGUCGGUGGCGGUGCACGAGAUCGGGCACCUGCUGGGGCUCGGCCACUCGUCGGUGCAGGGCGCCAUCAUGUACCCGACCAUCAGGACGGGGACGAGGAAGGUGGACCUGGAGUCGGACGACGUGCAGGGGAUACAGAGCCUCUACGGGACCAACCCCAACUUCAAGGGCGUCGCGCCGACGUCGCCGUCGACGAGCAGCCGGGAGAUGGACAGCAGCGCCGGAGCCAGCUCCCGGCCGGGAGGCGGGUUCGCUGCGGUGGUUGUGGCGGUUGGCCUGCUGCUCCUACUGCCACUGUAGAAAUGUCCGGUCCUUGUGUUGCCUGCCGGCGCCGUGACGAUCACGUCGCGGUCGCCUCUGCAGGCUCUCUGCCACGAUUGCUAGUUCGAUUGGUCACUGGUAUUUUUGGGUAGAUUCUUCUGUACAUACCACUGGAACUGCCAUUGAUUUUUAGUAUACAGAAUAAUAUAGAUUACAUGGAUCACAUGAUCUUUUUUUUUCCUAUGCCAAA